AUGGCCAAUCUUCCUGAUUUGCCUGAUGAGCCUCCUGUUAUUAUUCUACCUGGCCCUAGUCCUCCACCAUCUCAGCCACUAUCUCCUCAACCAUCUCCUCCUCCACCAUCUCCUCCACGUUCUCCAUCACCUUCACCACCACAGUCACCUUCACCUCCUCCUCCACCAGAGGCUCCUGAGCCACAUUGCUCAACUCGAGUGAGCCAACCUCCUGGUGAAUGGUGGAAAGUGACUCACAAGGUACAUGAACCUGGAGAUGCUGAUGAUGAGGAUGGUUAUGAGGAAGUCCAGUUUGCUGGAUUGGCUGCUGAGGAAGCUACACAGGAUGAGUAUAAUGUAAUCAAUGGAAAUGAGACCUGGGAGAUUGUUGAUCUACCUCCUGGGAAGAAGGCUAUUGGUUCAGGUUGGGUCUUUAAAAUCAAGUUUAAAGCAGAUGGUACUAUUGAAUGGUACAAGGCUAGGAUUUUGGCAAAGGGUUACAGCCAACACCCUGGCAUUGACUACACUGAAGUCUUUGCUCCCACAUUUCGUCUUGCCACUCUGUGCUUGAUUCUGGCUUUGGCUGCAAUAGAGGACAUGCACCUCCGCUCUGUUGAUGUUACCUCUGCUUUUCCUAAUGGCAAUCUGGAAGAGGAGAUCUAUAUGCUCCAACCAGAGGGGUACCAUCAGGGGGGGCCUAACAAGGUGUCAGCCAUGUAG
Molecule: messenger RNA, 699 nt
Organism: Cyclocybe aegerita
Lineage: Eukaryota; Fungi; Basidiomycota; Agaricomycetes; Agaricales; Hemipholiotaceae
Source: the annotation of a GenBank genome assembly